Entamoeba invadens IP1 is the source of this 492-nucleotide messenger RNA. RefSeq lists its product as hypothetical. Lineage: Eukaryota; Evosea; Mastigamoebida; Endamoebidae. The transcript has a single exon. The coding region runs from base 1 to 492 and encodes 163 amino acids. The record is from RefSeq and is a predicted model, not a curated record.
AUGACUUCUAAAAAAACAUAUAUAAAGUUCAAUUACAUCACUUAUUUCAUUCAAAUGCUCUUCUUCGUUUUAUUCAUUACACUCUCUUUUGCUGAAGAGACACUCAAAACUUCUAAAUGCCCAUUAACUGGUGACCCACACGAUGUUGAAAUAUUGAAAAUAUCAAGGAACACAAACACAGAAGAUAAUUCAUUUGAAUUCAUUGUUGAUAUCCAGGUGAAAAACCCCCUUCAUCAAGCAUUCUUUGAUUUCAGUGGUGAUGUUUAUGUUGACCAACAAUACACUGGCAGAAGAGAAUUGGAAUCAUUCCAACUCGAAGUUCGUAUUGGACAGAAAGACCCAAUUCCACCAGGAGCUUAUCAAUUUACUGUCAAAUACGCAAAAGGAACAAUUCCAGGUAUUGGUGAAGUGAUUUUCUACUAUGACAUUAGAUACGGAACUGGCGAACAAAAGCAUCAUGUUUGUCAAAUGACAGACAGACUUCGUUUUUAA